This is a messenger RNA of Closterium sp. Yama58-4, 1077 nucleotides long. Lineage: Eukaryota; Viridiplantae; Streptophyta; Zygnematophyceae; Desmidiales; Closteriaceae. The record is from the annotation of a GenBank genome assembly.
AUGCCUGUCCGCUGUGCUCUUGCAUGUCUGCAGAUCAUGGCAACGGUUCCUGCCGCCAUGAUCCUUUACGAGAGGGGUCUACUGGUGCGCAUGCUGCUGUCACACACCGCGGGGCUGAGGGAGUUCCACCCCUUCUUCGCCCUGCAGCUCUCCACUCGCCAGCAGGUGAUUGACUUUAUAAUGGCAGACCAUCUCUGGUACCCCCCUAUAGUCACAACUCGCUACAGCGACCUCUCCAUGAUCGUGCUCGCGCUCGUCAUCGAGCGAAUCACAGGCUGCCACCUCAGCACGUUCGUGCACCGGGAGAUCUUCAGCCGGCUGGGCAUGACUAGUACGGCGUUCCGACCAAUCCCGGGGCAGCACGAGCACGGCAGCACACUCCGACCAAUCACAGGGCAGCACGUCAGCAUGCGGGAUGCAGGAGGCGUGGAUCCGCGUGUGGUCCCCACGGAAGUGGAUUCAUUGCAUCGCAAGAAGCUUCUGUGGGGGGAAGGGGGCACGGACCCAACCACGGGGCGUCAGCUCGUGUCAUCACGCACUCUCCGCCUCUUCACCACUCCGCCCCCUCCUUCUGACCACAACCCUCGACCCUUUGCCCUCGGCUGGGACGUGGCAAUUAGAAGGGGCAAGGAUGGGUACACAUCAGCGGGUAGAUUCAUGGGGCCACGUACCUUCGGCCACACGGGCUUUACUGGCACGUCCCUGUGGAUAGACCCUGAUCGCAACAUCUUUGUGGCUCUGCUCUCCAAUGCCGUGCACCCCUCCGUGGACACCCCUUCGUCCCUCACUGUUCGCGACGUGCGUCCUCUCGUAGCCAACGCUGCUGUCACCACGCUGGGCCAACUGGGCCUUCCUCGACGCUCACUUACAUGGCACCUCGGCCGACAGACAGGCGUGCAGGCAGAUGUAGAGACAGGCACACAGACAGGCGUUGAGAGUGGUGACGAUGCACAGACAGCAGAUGGCUCAACACGGCACCUGCAGCGGAAGCAUCCCAUGCAGUCUCGAGGUCUGUUGCAGCUGCUGUUGAAGGCAGGAGCAGCAGGGGAGGCAGGGGUUCGGAAGGAGCAAGGUUAG